AUGGCAUCGCUCAGCUCAGCCUCCACGUACCGCGCCGAGCUCCUCAGCGCCUACGGGCAGGGGCACAGCGAGCCCCGCUUCGAGGGCGACCGGCGGCACGGACCCUCUGGGCCGCGGGGACAGGAGGCGUUUGGGUACCCAGAGUCCCCAGGUGCCAUGUACCCCUGCAGCCUGGGCACCUGGGUGCGUGCCCAGGGUGACACCUACCAAGUGGUGGCCGACGUCAGCCAGUUUGAGCCCCCUGACAUUGUGGUGACCACCUCCAACUGCCAUGUCACCAUCCAGGCAGAAAAGGUGGCUGCGGAUGGCACUGUCUGUGACACCUUCACGCACAAGUGCCAGCUGCCCGAAGACACAGACCCACUGUCGGUGAGCUGCACCCUCACCGAGGCUGGCACGCUGGUCAUUACUGUCCAGCGCCGCGCCACUGCUGCAGGGCAGCCCCCGCAGCUGCUGUACCGCAGUGAGGCCAUGCUGUGA
This is a messenger RNA of Pseudopodoces humilis (Tibetan ground-tit), 480 nucleotides long. RefSeq names its product heat shock protein beta-7-like. Lineage: Eukaryota; Metazoa; Chordata; Aves; Passeriformes; Paridae. The record is from RefSeq and is a predicted model, not a curated record.